Molecule: messenger RNA, 1176 nt
Organism: Erythranthe guttata (spotted monkey flower)
Lineage: Eukaryota; Viridiplantae; Streptophyta; Magnoliopsida; Lamiales; Phrymaceae
Product: S-adenosyl-methionine 4-1-methyl-2-pyrrolidinyl-3-oxobutanic acid methyltransferase
Molecular function (GO): methyltransferase activity
Source: RefSeq, a predicted model, not a curated record
GAGAGAGAGAGAGAGAGAGAGAGAGAGAGAGAGAGAGAGAGAGAGAGAGAUUGAGUUGCAAUGGAACUAGUGGGAGUACUUCGUAUGAAUGGAGGUCUGAGAGAGACUAGUUAUGCUAACAACUCUCUAGUUCAGAGAAAGGUGAUAUCCAUGACAAAACCAAUAAGAGAAGAAGCAAUAACUGAAUUAUACAACAGCAGCAUCACCAGCAUUAAUGGUGGUAAACUAUGUGUAGCAGAGUUGGGCUGCUCGUCUGGUCCAAACGCUUUGUUUGUGGCGACGGAAAUUGUGAAGACUGUCGAGAAGAUAUGCCGGAAGCACGGCCAUUCGUUGCCGGAGUUUCAGAUACAACUGAAUGACCUUCCGGGAAAUGAUUUCAACUCUAUUUUCCAGUCAUCACUGCCGAGUUUCGAGGCCGAGUUAUUACCGGUGCUGCACGAAGUGGGAUGUCCUAAUCAGUACUGUUUUGUGUCAGGGGUUCCAGGUUCUUUUUACAGCAGACUUUUUGCUGCAAAAACUCUUCAUUUUGUCCAUUCUUCUUACAGCCUCAUGUGGCUCUCCAAGGUCCCUGAAGGGCUGGAAAUGAACAAUGAAAACAUAUAUAUGUCAAGUAAAAGCCCAGCACAGGUGAUAAAGGCAUACUAUGAACAAUUUCGAAUAGAUUUUUCGACUUUUCUGAGAUGUCGAUCGGAGGAAGUGGUGAGUGGUGGUAGAAUGGUGUUAACUAUUUUGGGAAGGAAGAGUGAAGAUGCUUCUAGCAAGGAGUGCUGCUACAUUUGGGAGUUGUUGGCCCUCUCACUACAGCAAAUGGUAUCUGAGGGAGUAGUUGAAAAGGAAAAGUUAGAGUCAUUCAACAUACCCCAAUACACACCAUCAGCUGAAGAAGUGAAAAAAGAGGUUGAAAAGGAAGGGUCCUUCACCAUCAGCCGACUCGAGUCCUCAGAAAUUCCAUGGGCCUCCUGUGGGCCUGAGCCCAAUAACAAUGACGCUGGUGAUUAUCUGACCCAAUGCAUGAGAUCCGUCGCCGAACCCCUACUCGUUAACCAUUUCGGUCAACAUGUAAUCGACCCGUUGUUCCAAAUCUACGCCAAAAUCCUUUCCCAACGCAUCUCCGACGAAGAUGCUAAAUUCUUCAACGUCACUGUUUCACUGACGAUGAGAUCGGAAUAAUUACCA